GUCGUAGUAGUGUUUUAGACUUACACUAAUAAACAUCAAUAAUGGAUUUCAACCGAAGUAUCUCAAGAACUUUGUCACAACUAGGAUUUAUGGAAGAAGAACCUGAACUUCAUUUAAUGGGUUGGAACCUUACUCCUGAAGAUCUUAUUCACAUACCAGAACAUUGGUUAUCAUACCCAGAAGUUAGAUCAAUCUACCAUUAUAUUUUGGCAUUUAUGUAUUCGAUUUUAUUUUCUCUUGGCGUUAUUGGAAACGGUCUGGUGCUAUGGAUAUUUUGUGUAUCAAAACCAUUACGAACGCCGUCUAAUUUGUUUGUACUAAAUUUGGCGCUGUGUGAUUUUUCUAUGGUAUUAGUACUGCCAAUUCUUAUUUACGACUCGAUUAAUCACAAAUAUCCGGGCCACCUGCAAUGUCAGAUAUUUGCGUUGUGCGGCAGUAUCAGUGGCAUAGGAGCAGGCGCCACGAACGCGGCAAUCGCAUACGACAGAUAUAGUACAAUAGCAAAACCGUUUGAAGGUCGUAUGACUUACGGUAAAGCAUUAAUAUUGAUCAUAUGUAUUUGGAUGUAUGUUUUUCCAUGGUGCUUCCUUCCUUUAACCGAAAAAUGGAACCGAUAUGUACCAGAGGGUUUUUUAACAAGUUGUUCUUUCGACUACUUAACACCAACGGAUGAAACCAAAGCUUUUGUAGGAAUCUUGUUUGUGAUUUGUUAUGUAAUACCAAUGUCAUUUAUAAUAUACUUUUAUUCGCAAAUAGUCAGUCAUGUAUUCAACCAUGAAAAAGCACUUCGUGAACAAGCAAAAAAAAUGAACGUUGAAUCGUUACGGAGUAACCAAGAUGCAAACGCUCAAUCGGCAGAAGUAAGAAUCGCUAAAGCUGCCAUUACGAUUUGCUUCCUGUUUGUAGCAGCAUGGACACCGUACGCAGUGGUCGCAAUGGUCGGUGCUUUCGGAGAUCAAUCAUUGCUAACACCCGUCGUGACUAUGUUGCCAGCGGUAUUUGCCAAAACUGUGGCUUGUCUGGAUCCUUACGUAUACGCAAUAAGUCAUCCUAAAUACAGAUUAGAACUUUCAAAACGAGUGCCGUGUCUUGGUAUCAAUGAAAAAUCUUCGGUAUCACCUGACACGCAAUCCACAACAACUACUGCUUAAUAUACAUAAUUCUAGUUCAUAACUCUAUUGAUCGAUAUUUUUAGAUUUUAACUAAAAAAUAAUUUAUUUGAUUACAAAUAUAUAUUUAAUUGUAAGAACUAAAUUUACUAUCGAAUAUACAGUGUAAUUAUCAGGUAAAAAUAUACCCAAUGUCAAACUUGUAAA
Sipha flava (yellow sugarcane aphid) is the source of this 1316-nucleotide messenger RNA. Its product is annotated as opsin, ultraviolet-sensitive-like. The coding region runs from base 42 to 1151 and encodes 369 amino acids. NCBI's taxonomy places the organism in Eukaryota, Metazoa, Arthropoda, Insecta, Hemiptera, Aphididae. Gene Ontology annotation, biological process: G protein-coupled receptor signaling pathway; visual perception. Gene Ontology annotation, cellular component: membrane. The record is from RefSeq and is a predicted model, not a curated record. Gene Ontology annotation, molecular function: G protein-coupled receptor activity. The transcript is spliced from 8 exons.